AUGUCUCCGCCGGAGCAGUCGACGGCCCCCGAGCGCUCCAACUCGCCUGCCGACCAUGAGCAGGCACCCAAGACGACUCUUGCCUCGGAGGGCAAGCUGACUGCUGCCACUGCCGCCGACCCCCCGACUGGCGACGCCUCUACCCGCCUCGAUUCCGAGUCUUCACAUGGCAGGUCCCUGGCGACGACAGCGCCAACAACCGACGGCCAGGCACAGUCGCCCCCCCAACACCCCACGCCGCUGCUGAUAAAGGGCAAGCACGCCGCCGUGCCGCCAUCGCUGGGCUCCGACCCAGACCCGUCUUCCCCCUCCGAGGCCACAGCCAGGGCGCCGCCUCCACUGUCCGGCACGGCCGCGCAGUAUCUCACGGCCGAACCCUCCAACUACGUCGAUCCCACUCCCGCCACCCCCAUCACAUCGCAGCCGCCGUCUCGAACCCCAUCCAACGCCAGGUCCCAUCGCUCCGACGCCCACUCCCCUGUCAGGUCAGACGACGACGACAAGAAAUAUGCAAGCGGCGACGACCAAGACAGCGGCUCCCGCUCCGAGAUUCAGAGCAUCAUGGAGCAGUUCAGUGAAGCCGGUGGCGGCCCGGGAGAGGACGAGGUCAUGAGCCCCAGGCUCGAAAUUGCCUCCCCCAGGCUCGGCGGCUCCAUGCAGCUCCCGCUCCGCAAGUCGAGCUUGGAGCCCGCAACCCCGUCUAUCCCUGCCCAGCUGCACGACUUUAGUGCCUUGCGCCUGUCGACGUCGUCUCCCGCCAGCGUCCGAUCCAAGGAUCGCUUAGUAGACGACCAGGGACCGCCCGUGCCCCCCAAAGAUGGCCCUUUCGGAGGCCCCUCCCGCCCGAGGAGCGAUCUCGCACCGUCCUCCGUCACAUCGCCAACGUCGCCUGUAAUGCCCGUGCACCGUCCGCCGCCCCCGGAGCCGGAGCCGGAGCCGGAGCUGCCGUUUGAUUUCCACCGAUUUCUCGAACAGCUGCGGAACAAGAAGGCCGACCCCGUGGCGAGAUAUCUCAAGUCUUUCCUCUCCGAGUUUGGCAAGAAGCAGUGGAUGGUACAUGAGCAGGUCAAGAUCAUCAGCGACUUCCUCGCCUUCAUCGCCAACAAAAUGGCCCAAUGCGAGGUCUGGAGGGACGUGUCGGAUGCUGAGUUUGACAAUGCCCGUGAGGGCAUGGAGAAGCUAGUCAUGAACAGGCUCUACACACAGACCUUUUCGCCCGCCAUUUCGCCCCCAAAACCCAUCCCCGGGCACCAGGAGGAUGUCGAGCGGGAUGACAUCUUGGCGCAGAAAAUCAACAUUUACGGGUGGGUCAAGGAGGAGCAUCUCGACAUUCCACCCUUUGGCGACAGCGGACGCCGCUUCUUGAAGCUGGCACAGCAAGAACUCGUCAAGAUCAAGUCGUAUAGGGCACCGCGGGACAAGAUUAUAUGCGUGCUCAACUGCUCCAAGGUAAUCUUCGGCCUCUUGAAACACAACAAGUCGGACUCUUCCGCAGACUCAUUCAUGCCCCUGCUCAUCUAUGUCGUCUUGCAAUCGAACCCCGCGCAUCUGGUGUCCAACGUCCAGUACAUUCUACGCUUCCGCAACCAGGACAAGCUCGGCGGCGAAGCGGGCUAUUACCUGUCAUCACUUAUGGGAGCCGUUCAGUUCGUCGAGAACAUGGACCGCUCGUCGCUGACCAUUUCCGACGACGAGUUUGAGAGAAAUGUCGAGGCGGCCGUCUCGGCCAUUGCCGAGAAACACUGUCUCACGUCUCCCGUCAUCACGCAGCAAGCCACAUUCGGCGAGAAGCACGCACCGCGUGCCGGCGAGGCGGGUAGUUCCCGGCCGUCAAUGGAUGGCGGCGACUUGUCGACCCCUCCGCUCUCACCCUCGUCCAACGAAGGGGAGCCUCGAGACGAUGGCCCGGCCAUAACAGGGCUCUUGAGGACCAUCCAGAAGCCCCUCUCGACGAUUGGACGCAUCUUCUCCGACGAGCCCGGAUCCUCGUUGUCGACGCCCGCAGGAAGCUCGAGGCUGUCGGCUUCUCCAUCGGAGCAACUAUCCCGACGUUACCAGCGGGACGAGGCUGCCGACAGCUCGUCGCGGCCGUCGUCGAGGCACAGCCUGUCGGUGGAGGAGGCGGCCGCGCGACAGGCCAGUGCCGAGGUGGCCGAGGCGCAACGGCUGCAGCGCGCCGAGCACGCAAACAUUGUCGAGACGCUGGCCGGCAUGUUUCCGGACCUGGACCGCGAGGUCAUCAGCGACGUGGUGUACCAGAAGGAAGGAAGGGUCGGACUGGCCGUCGACGCGUGUCUCGCCUUGUCCACCUAG
Messenger RNA from Hirsutella rhossiliensis, 2313 nucleotides. RefSeq names its product vacuolar sorting protein 9 (VPS9) domain-containing protein. The transcript is spliced from 7 exons. Gene Ontology annotation, molecular function: ubiquitin binding; small GTPase binding; guanyl-nucleotide exchange factor activity. The coding region runs from base 1 to 2313 and encodes 770 amino acids. Gene Ontology annotation, biological process: vesicle-mediated transport. NCBI's taxonomy places the organism in Eukaryota, Fungi, Ascomycota, Sordariomycetes, Hypocreales, Ophiocordycipitaceae. Gene Ontology annotation, cellular component: endocytic vesicle; cytosol. The record is from RefSeq and is a predicted model, not a curated record.